AAACAUUACAUAAGUUUAAUUUUAUGCAUUGUUAAAGAAUUUAUGGACACUAGUGUAGAAUCUGUUUGAAAAAGAGUUAGUACCUGUAAGAAAUAACAUAUGUGAAUGCAUUUUUAAAAGCAUUAUCACUAGUCAUUGCAAAUACACAAAAUACCUACAUGUAUGUAGAUCGAAUCAGGUAUUUAUGUUUAUAUGAAUAAAAUAUAUUUUAAUCCAUACAUUUGAAUGCAAAAAAUAGGUUUUAUUUCAUUUUUGUUGUUGUUGAUACAUGCAUGUUUCUUUCAAAUGAAAUUUUAUGUAACUAUGCAUGAUGAAAAUUUACACAUUGACAUUAUGUGCAAACAAUUAAAAAAAUUUAUGCAAGCAAAAGUUGUUGUGUAGGAAAUUAAUCUACAGAUACAUGAAGAUAAAAAAAUAAACAGGAUUUGGUCAGUUGUUUAAGCAUUUGUGACUUUGACAGUUUCUUGAUAUCUGUCUUCACUGAAUUGUCAUUAUCAAGCAAUAUUAAUUAAUUAAUUAAUUAAUUAAAUUGGAAUACAAUGAACACACUGAUAUUUUGACGCCAGCGAGUUUCAGUGUGUUAAAUGUUCAGUGUCACUAUGCAUAUAGUUCUAACACUGUCAGUAAUAGUGAUUGACAAGGUGUGAAAUUGUAUAAAUACUGCAAAUAAUUAUUUAAAUUUAACAGUCUAAGCUUUGGGGGUGCGUGGAUAAAGACAUACGUUGGUGACUAUUAAUGUCCUUGUAUUUUUUUGUUGUUGUAUAUUUGUGCUAAUGGAUUUAAAUUUGAAUGUAAAUGAGUGUUUUAUAUCUGGCGAUGCCGAAUUAAUGCUGGAAAUGUCUUGUGGCCAAGAAUGUUUAGUUUUUCAAGAUAUGAACACUUUUCGACACAGUACGCCGAAAGAAGCUGCAAGCCGAUUUCAUGGAAAACAUGGUAGUGUUGUGCAAAAUGGAUUAUUUUCACAAAGCAAGUCUAAGGAAAAUAUCUGCGUGAAGAAUGUGAAAUGUACACAUGAAUUUUUACAGCGCAGAAAAGAGGAAACCAUUCACAGUACGCCUAAAUUUAACAACGAUUUAACAAAUAUUGGAAGUGAGAAAAGUAAAAAUUUAGAAACAUUGAUAGAAAUCAAAAAGUCCAAUCAUCGUGCAGUAUUGAAGACAGCUCGAAUCUUACACGGGACCCCAAAAGAAUCCGGAAAUAAAUUAAUGACUAGAUGUCAGGCAAUCCUAAAAGAAGGCGAUUUUUGUCACAGUACACCUAAAGAAAUGGAAAUUCAACCGAGGAAGAAAUGUGACGUCUUUGCAGAAAAAGGAAAAAUGAGACACAGUACACCAAAAGAAGCGAUUGACGUCACAGAAGAAGUGGAUGAGGAUAUGUUAUGGACUGGUGCCUCGGCAAAAGUUCUUCAACGUGCCAUUUCUGCUCCACAGCUUCCGGGAAAUUCCGAAUUUGAUUCAAACAAUUUGCAUCGCGUGAUGUCACUUCCGCAUUUAUGGAUUCCAAGACAAAGUACUCAAGUACAGCAUUGGCAACGACGUUUGGAAGUGCUAAACCGUAAAACGGAGAAGAUGCGACAGAAGGAUAAAGCAUUGAAAGAUAGACUCGAGAGAAUUCAGAAACGUGCCGACUUGUUGACGAGUAGUCCCAUACCUACGCCUGUAAAGGAACCACAGUCACGAACAGCGUGCUUGAAUAAGUAUUUCAAUAAUUAUAAUGCUAAAUCGAACACCAUCCGAAAUGUGCCAAAGAUCAAGAAGCAAGUGGUUCAUCAUCCAAACAAUGUUUAUUCGUGCACUCUUGGAAACCUUAUUAUUGGGCGUUCGGAACUUCACACCUACUGGAAGAAUGGACAAAAAUGUACCUAUGUUUAAGUAUCAAUACUUGUAAUUCGACAUGUUAAAAGUAACAAUUUGUACAUAAAAUUUUUGCCAAUAUACAUAGAAACUUGGCUAAUUGUUAAUAAAUUUAUUUGUACAUAUUUCUAUACAUGCUGGUGUAAAUAUGGUAAAAUUGUAUAUAACAAAAAUGCAAUGCAUUAUUUUGAAUAAUUGAAGAUGUACAGAUUAUACAACAAUUCUGCGUUUAUGUUAGUACUUUUACUUACUAUGCACUUAAUGUGUAAGAUCGA
Messenger RNA from Saccostrea cuccullata (small rock oyster), 2128 nucleotides. RefSeq lists its product as uncharacterized. The coding region runs from base 774 to 1871 and encodes 365 amino acids. Lineage: Eukaryota; Metazoa; Mollusca; Bivalvia; Ostreida; Ostreidae. The record is from RefSeq and is a predicted model, not a curated record. The transcript has a single exon.